This is a messenger RNA of Chiloscyllium plagiosum (whitespotted bambooshark), 6801 nucleotides long. The record is from RefSeq and is a predicted model, not a curated record. Lineage: Eukaryota; Metazoa; Chordata; Chondrichthyes; Orectolobiformes; Hemiscylliidae.
GCCUUUUCUGUUUUUAUUUCAGAUUUACAGCAUCUGCAGUAUUUUGCUUUCUUUCCUGAUGUAUAACACACUUGUUUCAGAAUGAUACGCCAUUAAGCUGCAUCUUCUUAUAUCAUAAUGAGUGCUGCACGAUAUGAACAGAGCUGGAUUUAUUCAUGUACUGGAGAAGUAUCCAAACACACCAAUGAGCCACAAGGAGAUCCUACAGGUCAUCCAGCGUGAAGGACUCAAGGAGAUCAGUGGCACUUCUCCAUUGGCUUGCUUGAAUGCUAUGCUUCACACAAAUUCUAGGGGAGAAGAGGGUAUUUUCUAUAAGGUGCCUGGUCGAAUGGGAGUCUAUACUUUGAAGAAGGAUGUCCCAGAUGAAAUGAAGGAGCUGUCUGAGAUAUGGGAUGAUAGCAGUGACGGUCAAUCAGACUCGCAGAGCACAGACAGCCACGAGAAGAGGGAAAGGAAGAAAAUUUCAUCCAGGUUAUCGCCUCAACCAGCUUCACCUCAGUCAAGUUGCCCCUCUCCUUCCAUCUCACAGAAUAAGAUUAUGUCUCCAUCCCAGAAGCACAGCAAGAAAGCCCUCAAACAGGCCCUGAAACAGCAGCAGCAGAGAAAACAGUGUCGCCCUGGCCUACCAGUAACCUCCAACCCAAGGCUGUUACUGAAGUCUGUCAAAGCUACUGACCAGACCAUUUCCAAGACUGGUUGGGAAAGUAAACAGUCAGACGGCUGUUCAACAAGUCCUCAGAAUUCAACCUCCAGCUCAUCAUCAUCUGGGAAAAUGGACCAAGCCCUGCAAGGACUGGGCAGGAAGCCAUCUCAGAGGUCUGACAGACUCAAUGCAAGACAGCUGAAAAGGACAAAAGGCACUGACAUCGAUGUGGAGACACCAGACUCCAUCCUGGUAAACACAAAUCUACGGGCUCUGAUAAAUAAGCACACCUUUUCGGUUUUCCCUGGAGACUUCCAGCAACGAUUGCUCCUCCUGCUCCCUGAGGUGGACAGACAGGUGGGUACAGAUGGUUUGAUGCGUUUGAGCUCCUCAGCACUCAAUAAUGAAUUCUUUACUUCGGCAGCCCAGGGCUGGAAGGAACGCUUAUCAGAAGGAGAGUUCACUCCAGAAAUGCAGCUGAGAAUACGACAAGAGAUAGAAAAAGAAAAGAAGGUGGAACAUUGGAAGGAAAGCUUUUUCGAGAAUUACUAUGGCCAAAAUUCUGGCAUAAGUCUGGAAGACUCCGAAAAGCUGACUUCAAUGUCGAAUAAUGUUGAGGAUCAUCAACAUCUUCCAACCAAACAUCCCCCUCUCCAAUCAGCCACAGACGAAAAUUCAGUCAAGGCAGAGACACCAGCUGAACUAAAAGGAGAAGCUGACAUCAAAGCACUAACCAAAGAAGAAGGCAUGCUCAUAGUGGAAGACAAGGGUGAAGCAAUAGAGACAUCUCCAAUCUCUUCCAAACAGUCUGGCAGCAAAUCAUCUCCAACUAUUAAAACCCAUGAAGAUGAUAAACCUCUGGAGAUUAGUACUCUGUCUGAGAAGAAGGCAGAUCCUGACCUGACUCCUUCAAUGCUGCAGCAAGAUAAUCAAACUCCAAAAGUCAGCUCUGUUGUUUCCCAAGAGGGUAAAGCCUUGGUAUCCACGGUGAAAUUAGACCAAAACCAGUCCAAGUUGCAGAGUUCAGAAACAUCUGAAAAUAAAAAGCCUGAGGCUGUUGAUUCACUGGAAAGCAAGAUCCCUGAAUCUUCCAAGAAAGAGCAAGUUCUCAAAUCUACUGAAGAAAUGGAAGCUAUUGCAGAGGGUCUUAAAAGGAAGUCUACCAGUGAAGAAGAGUCUCUGCUCAAUCCUGAGAAAAGGCCCCGCAUUGUGGACCACCAGUUAUUUCGGACCCCACCUAAGGACUUUCCCAAAGACAAAGAUGAGCCACGUGAACUCAAAGUCCCACCUCUUAAGAUUCCAGUCUCAAGAAUCAGACCUGUGCCCACCCAAUCUAGUCAGGUCUCUCCAAGGGCCACUUUCCCACAGCUCGUCAUUAGUCCUGGGAGAACUGGAGCCAGGACUCUUGCGGACAUCAAAGCUAAAGCUCAACUUGCCAAGGCACAGCGGGCACAGCGGGCAGCAGCUGCAGGUGGAACAGUUCCAGGUCCAGGUCCAGGGGGAGGGAGUGGAGGGGGUGGAGGGACUGCAGUCACUAGAACCUCAGGACAGGGGAACACAUUGGAUAUGGACAGAACUGGAGGCAGGAGAGGUGUUGGAGGGUCCUUGUUUGAUAAUUCAGGACAACAAUGUAGAACAUGUCCAGAGGCUUCAAGUACGGUCCCAACCCGUAUGGAUCCGAGAACACAAUUACAGCAAGCCCCCAUGGCGCAGUCCUUACCUGCAAUUAGCAAUGCAGACCCCAGCAAAUCUUCAACCACAAUGACAACACCAGCAUUAACAUUAUCAUCGAAUGCACAUAUACUACCGUCUGUGACUUCACUGUCAUCCUCACAGACCUGUCCAGUGACCACAAACAGUACGGCAACAAAAGCCACUCCCGCUCCAUUGCAGACAGAAACUACAACCCAGAAUCGCAGUACAGCCUUGACAGUGGUUUUGAAACCUGGACUUGUUUUCAGAGAUUCUGCGUAUGCAAAGGCAGCAACUCAAAGCUCAGGAAAUUUUCCCGUGCACAAUCUCGCCGGUGAAGUGAGUACUCAGCCUUUGACAGACUCUAAUGUUAGAGCGCUGGAUGUAGACAGAAAGCUGCCUGCUGAGACUCAGCUGCCCUCCCCUUCACAGAGGGGCCAGCAGGUUCCAGCUUCUGCCACUGUCUUGGUCACAGCAGCUAGUUCUACUUCUGUGGCAGCUGGAGAUAAAGCUGGCACUACAGAAGCAGCCUCGCCAGUGUCUAAGGCAAUGACAUAUGUAGAAAGUCCUGUAACUACACCUGCUAUAUCUACACCUUUACUUUGCACUUCACCUGAUGUACCUAGCCUUAAAGCACCAGGACCAGGAACCAUGCCAAAAAUGAGUUCCUCCAUCCCUGCAAAUAAUCCAUUGGUUACUCAGUUACUGCAGGGGAAGGAAGUGCCGCUAGAGCAAUUCCUGCCGAAGCCUCUAACCAAAGCAGAGAUGAAGCAUGUGUAUCAGUUUCCGAAAACUUCACUUGAUGAGAAAGUAAAGCCAUCACCUGAUGGCACCCUGGUAGUAUCAGUGACUAUGGCAAGUGCCACCACUGUGAUUCAGGACUCUGGUGAGGUACCUACUGACCUAAUCAAAGGAAGACAAUCUCAGGCAGUACCAGAGCAAGUUGUUGGAUCGAUUGAUCAGCAGAGACAGCAGGAGCUGUUUGAGCAGGCUGCAAAACAGAGUUCUACCAGUGACAAACAGCAGAGCAAAGCCACUGAUCCAGGCUGCACUCAGUCAGAAACACUCAGCAGCAGAAUCUCAGAGAGGACACUGCCAGCUAGACUGAGUAAUGUGCAGAAUCAAACCUUAGUUCCAGUGUCUUUACAGCAUGAUGGCAACCAUUCAGUUUUUCCUUCCACAGGGGCUUUAGUUGGUCAAAGAUCGAGGUUUGGUUUGAUGGGGACAAAGUCUGCCCUUAAGCCAGCUGUAUCUGGUCACUACCUUCUGAACACAGCGACAUAUGGAAGAGGUUCAGAGAGCUGGAAGAGAGCCCAUGUUCAGAGUACUGACGCUCAUGUUGGUAUAAAUGGCCUGGUGGAGACAUCUGACGAUAUUAAGGAGGACAGGGCAAAACAAAUGGAUGGUAGUAUUCAGGUAGCGUCAGAAGCAAUAAACAGUUCAGUGUCCUGUCACCCCCCGCCUGCAUUAAUUAAAGCAGAUCAAGACUCCACCCAGAUGGGUGACAACAUUGCCUGCCCACGAGUAGAUCAUUUGUCCAGUGGAUAUUUGAAAGUGGAAGCACCCACACAUGAAUAUAAACACACUGGAAAGGAGAACACUCCUGUACUGACUCCUGCACAAAUGGCUGGUAUAUCUGUGACUAAAGAAUUCUAUCAGGGACUCCAGUCAAAUUUAGCCCAUGUUGGCGCUAGCAAGUUAAUGCAGAGCCACCAAGACCCUUACAGGAUAUCCAGCGUAUCUGUAGGAUUUCAACAGCCACCCCAGCACCACCAGAAGCUUCCCCCUUCAGGAAACCGGGCAAGUUCCCAGUUUGCAUUUAAACCUGUUCAGAGUAGCAGUAUCAAUGUUCCUUCUGUUUCAUCUGUAAACCAUUGCUCCACGGUGACAGGAAUGUCUGUGUACAGCCAAGUCUCAAAUAACUCUGGAAAUAUGGUGUCAUUCUCCGUUACUGUGACAACACUUCCUGCUGGUCAGUCAAUAAGUACAAGCAGUCAAUCUGCCCAAACGUUUCCUGAGGGUGGCAGCAUGGAGGACUCACCUUCUCAAUGUUAUUGCAGGCUAAAAGCCAUGAUCAUGUGUAAAGGAUGCGGGGCAUUUUGUCACGAUGACUGCAUUGGACCAUCUAAAUUAUGUGUUUCUUGCCUGGUGGUACGAUAAAUAAACCUGGUUUCUUUCAUUAGAAAGAAAUUUAUCUGGAUUGGUAUAUGCCAUGCACAAGAGAAAUAUUCAAUCAGGAAAAAUCGUAUCUCAAAUUUAUUAACAAUGGCACCUUUCUCUCGGCUUCUUUGGCUGGUAUGUGAUAAAUGAGACAGAGUUUGCACUAAAGAUCAUGCUUAGAUUGUAUUCUAUUUUUAUUCAAACAAAAUUUUGAACAGAAGCAACCAGGGUAACAAAUGAAAACUUGCUUGAUAUAUUAUUUAAAUACCUGAUCAUAUGAACAGGACCCCCUUGUAUUUUAGCCUUUUCUCCCUCACCAUCCCUGGGCCUUUAAUACAUUGACGUGAAAAAGCAAAUGUGAAAUUUGCACAGCUAGUGAACAAUGCAUUUACUGAGCUAAUUUCUUCACCUCAAAACAACAUUGAUGAGUAUAAGUUAUCCAGGCUGGGCAGUGAACUUGCAGUUUUUCACAGUGAGUACCUGUUUAGUUAGAAUCAAAACUCUUAAAUCCCAAAGCUGACAUUUCUUGUUCAUUACUACACUUGUGUUUGAAUCGGAGAGAUUGGCAAAUGUUAAGAGUACAGGUAAUGCAGCUGUAAUAUCAACAAACUAAAUACAGUCAGGAUAAAAGUCUGUAGACUUUGUGAUGACCUAUAGAGCAUGUGCUGACAUUAAGUUACUGCAGAAAGAACUGCAUUGAAUUUUAAUAAAACUCCACCAAUCUGCUGGAUCAAGCAGUAAUUGAAUACAAAAUAUUAGUCAUCAGAUUGUAUUUGAAGAUCAGAAAACAAACUAAUAGAGUAUAACUAAGAAGGGGCAACUUUGCAAAAGGUUUAUAUCAUUAAAAUUGUCACAGUAUGAACAUAUGAAAAACCCACCUUGAUUGCAUUGUAUGUUUUCUGACAGUAUUUCUGAACUGUUUUGAUAUCUCACUAGAAGGAACAAUGAGGAAACAAUAAUAGGAUUUUAAUCUGUUCCACUUCCAGGAAUAGUCAUAGGAUAAAUGGCUGAGGAAUUUCCAUGUUAUCAGUUUCAUAUUUCAUGAAUAUAUUUUAAAAAUGUAUUAAAAGAAUUGUCCCAGCUGUCUCCUUUUGUCAGAGAAAAAUCUUUCCUUAAUGAAAAUUUGUUGAUCAAAACUGUAGAAUAGCAUUCUAGAACAGCUCAGUGUCUGUGAAAUGAUAAAGAAAAGCUUUUAGAUCAACACUUAGUACUUAAAGAUACCUCAGUUUUUUGAUGAGGGCAUAAUGCUGACACACAAAUCAGGAAUAAACACUGUUACUUAAAUUCAAAGUUCUAAUGUAAUGAUGUUCACUAAUCUAUUGCUUACACCAGAAGUCAGCAAUGUUCCUCUUACUGUAAGAGGUGAGCACAGUGCAGCCUAGUAACUGAUUGUUACAAUUGCCUAUGACUUUCAGUAGAUUUUAGGCAGUGUCUAUGAUUUUCGGAACAUGCGACAGUAAGAUUGAAAGGUUACAGACAGCUUUUGCAGUCGACGUUCUUGAAGGGGCCAACAAAAUAACCUGAUUUGUUGAUAAUGGCAGGAUUUUUUUUCCUAAUCUCCCUUUUAAUAUUGUUAAAAGCAUCAAAGUCCAGCAUACCAUAAUUGUCGUUUGACACAUGACAAUAGCUUUACCAAGUUUUGUUUAAUUUAUGUCAGUUUGGAUUUUAACAGGGUUGUAAAUCUUCCCACUGCUUCUAGUUGUCUUUGAAGACAUUAAUAUUCUGCCUUUUGAUGCAAAUUUUGGAGAAUUUAUUGAGUAAAUAGUAGAAAAAUGUCAAAAUAAAUUAGGCCUAUGUAUAGUUUUUAAAAUAAAACUGUUUUUCACAAAUACCAAUAUAGAAAUCACUAUUUUUAAAAAUAAAUAAAGGAUUUUUAAAGAAUUUAAAAGAUAAAGAACAUUUCUUUUACUUUAUAUUGGUUGCACGUCAUGUUUCGUGUUCAAAUCAAAUGUGGCAAAAUAUUUAAUAUUUUUCUCCCAAUAGUAAUAAUCUAAAUAAAAUAACCCAAUGACAGUUGUAAUAAAGUUGCAUGGUCAGUAAAAUUGAAAAUACUCAAUACUUAAAACUGCAUCAGUAAAUGGUCCAUGUUGUCAUUAGAGGCAAUUGGAAAUAUUGCCACAUUAUGCCACUUGUAAAGAACAUAGAAUCUUUAUUUCUGGUAUCGUCUUUCUUGUUACAGAUUAUAUUUUUAUCUCAAAAAAUUUUAAAAGGCUGUUCUUAUAAUGGAGAGUGUACAUUUGAAAUAUAACUCCUGUAUGAAAUGUAUUUUAUCACCAGAACAACAGCAAAUAAAGAUAGCUGUUAUA